GAGCGCGAGAGCGGCGGGAGCGGGAGAGCGGCUGAGGGCGGCGGCGGCGGCGUUGUUGCCAUGGAGACGAGCGCGCACCCCUAUUGGCCGCGCACGCUGGCGUUGCCGGGUUACGUGGCGGGCGCGCGGCCCGGCUGGCAGUGCGCAGGCGCGGUGGCGGUGGCGGCGGCGGCGCUGCUGGCGCUGGGCUGGGCCCUGGGCGGGGCCGGGGGCGGAGCCAAGGGCGGGGCAAAGGGCGGGGCCAAGCGGAGCCCCGCCCGCCGGCUGGUCCUGGGCUGGUUCCUGCUCUGCACCGGCAUCCAUGGGGUCCUGGAAGGGUAUUUCAGCCUGCGGCACCGAGAGCUGCCCGCCGACACCGGGCUGCUGGCCGAAGUCUGGAAGGAAUACGCCAAGGCCGACAGCCGCUACAUGACGAGCGAUGACUUCACGGUUGCCAUGGAGACGGUGACAGCCUGGGCCUGGGGUCCCCUCAGCUUCCUCACCUUUCUGGCCCUCCUCCGCCACCACCCAGCGCGUUACGUCCUGCAGCUCAUCGUGUCCCUUGGCCAGCUCUACGGGGACGUUCUGUACUUCGCCACCGAGGCGCUGGCGGGCUGGACCCACAGCGACCCCCACCCUCUUUAUUUCUGGGUUUAUUUCGUGGGGCUCAACGGGAUCUGGGUGCUGGUGCCCGCCCUCCUCAUUCUCGAUGCCUGGCACCAGCUGGCCACUGCCCAGCGCGGCCACGACCGGCCCCGCCACAAGGCCCACUGAGCCUGGGACCCCCACGGCCGGGGGGCGGCCGCCAGACCCCCCCCGAGAGAGGAUUCGGCACCCGGGAGGCUCCGGAGGUGGAUUCAGCACCUGGGACCCCCCAAAAGCUCAGGGAGAGCGGCCUGGAGGGGCUGGAGCCCCCGCCGUGUUCCUGGGAAUGUGGGACGGGGGGGUUCCCUGGGGGUCCCCCCCUCGUUCAUGGGGGUCUCGCCCUCGAUUUUGGGGGUGCGCGGUGGGAUCAUGACUCGAUUGGGGUCAGGGAUGGGUUUAAUAAAGGAGAUGGAAAUGGA
This is a messenger RNA of Catharus ustulatus (Swainson's thrush), 1043 nucleotides long. RefSeq names its product EBP cholestenol delta-isomerase (gene EBP). The record is from RefSeq and is a predicted model, not a curated record. The transcript has 5 exons. NCBI's taxonomy places the organism in Eukaryota, Metazoa, Chordata, Aves, Passeriformes, Turdidae. Gene Ontology annotation, molecular function: C-8 sterol isomerase activity; cholestenol delta-isomerase activity; steroid Delta-isomerase activity. Bases 61 to 753 code for a protein of 230 amino acids. Gene Ontology annotation, cellular component: endoplasmic reticulum; membrane. Gene Ontology annotation, biological process: cholesterol biosynthetic process.